Habropoda laboriosa is the source of this 838-nucleotide messenger RNA. RefSeq names its product autophagy-related protein 101 (gene Atg101). The transcript is spliced from 2 exons. The coding region runs from base 182 to 838 and encodes 218 amino acids. Gene Ontology annotation, cellular component: phagophore assembly site. Gene Ontology annotation, biological process: autophagosome assembly; autophagy. The record is from RefSeq and is a predicted model, not a curated record. Lineage: Eukaryota; Metazoa; Arthropoda; Insecta; Hymenoptera; Apidae.
UCUAAAAUCUUCAAAGACUCGAAGGACUUACUUCUAUGACUUUACUCAACGAUUACUUCAUUGUAUUUUUGGAGUACUGGACAAUUUUCUGCAACUAAAAGAUGACCAAAUAUCGUCCAGUAUUGCAGCAAGUCUUCAGUGAUAAUCAUCGAUUCUACUACUGCUUUUACGAGGAAUCACCAUGAAUGCCAGAACUCAGUUAUUCGAAUUAAGUAUGGAGGGAAGACAAGUGGAUGAAGCAGUAGCAAGUAUUUUUCACAGUGUCCUUUUCCAUCGAAGUCUUGGUAAAUUUAAAUACAAGCAAGAAGGCAGCUAUUCUGUAGGUACAGUGGGAUACCAAGAUGUCGACUGUGAUUUUAUUGAUUUCACUUAUGUCUGUUGUUCAUCGGUGCAUCUGGAUCAAACUUUGAAACGUGAAAUAUCAGGUUUUUCUGAAGCUUUACGUUCCACCGAUAGUCCAGGUUCUGGCCAAAUAUCCUUGGAAUUCUUUCAGAAGAAGAAAAAUCGUUGGCCCUUUCAACCAGAAUGCAUACCAUGGGAAGUCUGGACAGUACGCUUGGAACUGAUCAAAUUGGCCACAGAGCAUGAACGACAAAUAUGGAGAGAAAAGGUUGGAGAUUUGUUAACGGAUAAGAUUCUUUACAUAACAGAAGUGAUGAAUCGACAUGAUUAUCUUCCUAAAAUGCCAAAUCAAGCCGAACUGGAUUUGAUCUUUGAUACAUCAUAUCCCGACAUACAGCCUUAUCUGUUUAAACUAUCCUUUACGACAUCUAGCCCAUCGAGUACAACAAUGGGUAAUACAAUGAAAAAAUUGAUCAAAGAGACAUUGUCCAUUUAG